AUGUCGAAGCUUUGGCCCCUAGUCGUCGUCCCCCACGCCCCUCGAACGUCGGCUAGCUUUGAGAACCACCUGAUGCUGCAGCUUGGACAAUAUUCAGAUGCUGUAGUCACGUGCGGCACCUCCAGCUGGAAUGUUCACUUGAACAUUAUAGCCACCCGAUGUGCGUGGUUUGAACGACAGUUCUCAGAAGCUCGAUCCCACGGAAGUAAUGAGGUAGUUGUCUCAGCACAUCCAUUUGUAGCCUACAAGGUCAUCGUCUGGAUCUAUACGAAGACCCUAGAUCUUCACGAAUCAUUCAAGGGUGUUGCCGAAGCUUUCCGUAUGAGUCUCAACAUAUGGGAUAUGGCAAACCGACUAAGGAUUUUCGAUCUGAUGGUUGCUUGUCAGGAGAAAUUAAAGAGCUACCUUCGAAACAUGGUUACCUCGAUGCAGAGGAUGAAGUGCAGCGGGAAGUUACCGCUGUUGGAUGUAAUUUGCGUUUGUAGUGGCGUAAGCUUCGCGUACAAAAAAGGCCACAUCGUCCUAAGGAACAUAUUCCUUGAUUUCGUCAAGGACAGCCAACUCUGGGUUUUAGAUGUCCCCGGCUUCCAGACGGCCAUGGCCGCAAUCCCAGGAUUCCAGAAGGAUGUCGCUGAUCUCGUUGGGAAAUCCCCGGAAUUAAGAACUUUCAAACCAGAUGUCUGUACCCAGUGCAACAAGGAUCCUUUCGCAGAAGGAGACUCUUCGCAUUACGCACAUAUCAAGUCUGAAGACGGCAAAUUCACUGCUAUAUGCUACCGAUGCCAUCUAGAGAACCUUUCCAAGAACCGAACUGUACCAGAUGUCAUUUCUAAGGGAGUCGCAGGUCUACUUCAGUACAAUUGA
Molecule: messenger RNA, 864 nt
Organism: Daldinia loculata
Lineage: Eukaryota; Fungi; Ascomycota; Sordariomycetes; Xylariales; Hypoxylaceae
Exons: 5
Coding region: 1-864 (287 amino acids)
Source: RefSeq, a predicted model, not a curated record